This is a messenger RNA of Pelobates fuscus (common spadefoot toad), 7295 nucleotides long. RefSeq names its product centriolin (gene CNTRL). The coding region runs from base 274 to 7245 and encodes 2323 amino acids. The transcript has 44 exons. NCBI's taxonomy places the organism in Eukaryota, Metazoa, Chordata, Amphibia, Anura, Pelobatidae. Gene Ontology annotation, molecular function: protein binding. The record is from RefSeq and is a predicted model, not a curated record.
UCGCUCGGUAACCCGGUGUGUGCUGGCUCCUCUCCCCGGUCUCCCCAGUGAGCCUGUCCAGCCCGGCCCGGCCCGGCCACCUUCCCCGUGGCCCUUACCGAGACCCUCAGUGUGUGGCCCCCGGGGCCGGUCCGACAGCAAACCUGAGACGGGAUGUCAGUUAGAGGGAGGGAGCAGGCCAAGCGUUACCAUGACAACCCCGGGCAUCAGCUCCAGCGCGCACUGACUGCUGGGUAUACAGGCAGUAGCACAUGAUUGACCACAUUUUUUACAAUGAAGAAAAGCUCCCCACCAACAGGCGGUAAGAUCCCAGUGCCAAUUUUGUCAAGUCGAAAUAUGAGGUCUCCAUCACCCUCCAGUAAACCUAAAGCUGCUUCAUCUUCUACUGCUCGAGGAACCCUAACUAGCUCCCUCGAUGCGAGAGAAGAAAGUGAUACCAUGGAGUAUGAUGGCGUUAAAGGAAAUGAUCCUGGCGUUCGUUACAUCACAGAGUCGCUAAUCCAAAAGCUGACGAAGCAGGAAAACCUUGCAUAUGUUACCUCGCUGAAUCUUGCCCUCUCUAAAGAAGGAGGCAAAAAGUUCAAGUUUAUUGAAAAUCUUGAAAAAUGCGAAAGACUUGAAAUUCUGAAUCUCAGUUACAACCUUAUUGAAAAGAUUGAGAAGCUGGACAAACAGAUCCGGCUAAGGGAACUUUAUUUGUCUCACAACAAAAUAAGCAAAAUCGAAGGCCUGGAGCAUAUGCAACAUUUACAAAAAUUAAAUUUUGCUGGAAAUGAAAUCGAACACAUACCUGCCUGGGUGGGGAAGAAAAUUCGCUCUCUCAACAGUCUAAAUCUGAAGCAAAACAAGAUCUCUUCUCUUCAGGAUGUGUCUCGGUUAAAGACGCUGAAGGACUUAACAUCACUCUUUUUGGUUGAUAACCCAAUUGCAAAACUUCCUCACUACCGCUUAUUCACCAUCUUUCACUUGAGAUCUUUGGAUACCUUGGAUGGUCACCCCGUAACCAAUCUGGAGAGACAAGAAGCCCACAACAGAUUUCAUUUAGAAGAGGUAGAAAAGCUGGAGAAAGACCAGGAAAAAAAGGUUCAUGAGAUCGAUGAACUCCAAAUUCAAAAGGCCACGUUGGAAGAUGAGCUCCAAACCCAGGCUGAGAUCAACAAAAAGAUGAAACAGCAAGCCAUGCAGCACAAAAAGAGCUUUAAGGACCUAGAGAGAGAAAUGGAAACCAAGAAUGAAAUACUGAAGCAGAAGACCUUAGAGCUAACGCGUGCAUGCCAAAAGCAGUACGAGCUAGAGCAGGAACUGGCGUUCUACAAAAUCGAUGCCAAAUUCGAACCGAUGGGAUACAUGUCUCCAGAGAACGUUGAGGUUGAAGAAGCCCCGGGAGAAAGUCCUUACAUCGGAAAAGCCAGAUACAAAAGGAAUCUGUACGCUCAAGAAGGCUUUAUUGCAGACGUCGCACAGCCCCUCCACGUCGGGAAAGUUGAAAUGGAUGGUGACGAUCAAAUUAGAAAUAAACAGAUCUCUGCCAGAAUUCACACAACUCUCGAUAUAGACUUAGAGGAUAAAGAGAAAAAUAUACAAGCGGCACAAACAAGAUUGUCAGAUUUACACCAACAAAUAGUAAGAGCAGAAGAACAGAUUUUAAAGGCAACGGAAGAUCUAAAAGAUUUGGAAGAUGCCGUUGCUAAGAAAAAGAUUUCAGAGGCAGAAAAGGAAAAACUUCGGCAACAAUUAGGAAGCAAAAUCCAGCUGUUAAAUGAUCUGCGUCAGGAAGCCCAGGAGUUAGAAAACCAGAUGGACUGGCAGAGGGAAGAAAUUAGGAAGAAGCAGAAGGAAAUCGAAGACUUGCAAAGAAAACUGGACUCUCUCAGUCCCCAGGAUCCGCAACAUUCCCAUGUGAAGGCCCAGAAGGCCGGCAAAGAACAGCAGCUGGACAUGAUGACCCAGCAGUACCAGAAGCUUGAAGGUCGCCUGGACGAGAUGCUUUCCAGAAUAGCCAAAGAAACGGAAGAGAUUAAAGAUCUGGAGCAGCAGCUUACUGAGGGUCAGAUUGCAGCUAAUGAAGCCCUAAAGAGGGAUUUGGAAGGCAUAAUAGCUGGACUGCAGGACUAUCUAGAAAGCGUUAAAGGCCAGGCCAAGCAAGCUCAUGAGGAUUGUCGUGAACUUCAGGCUGAAAGAGAGGGUUUACUUCAACGGCUGUCAGAACUGGAGGAAGAAAACAAGCAACUGGAAAUUGUGGCAAUGGACGCUGAAAACAUGAGAAAGGAAAUUUCUGAUCUGGAGCGCAGCCUUCAAGAACAACACGAACUCAACGAAUCUCUGCGUCAAGCUCAGGGAGACCUCAGUGAGUACGAAGCAGAGCUUGAAGACCAGCUGAAGGUUCGAGAUGCAGAGGCCAACCAGUUAAAGCAAGACCUGGAGAGAUGGAAACGUCUCAGCCAAAUGGAGAAUUCUGCUUUGCAAGCAGAGCUGGAAAAAGAUCGGCAGGCGCUGGAGAACGCUCUCACUAAAGCACAACUGCUGGAAGAGAAGGAGAAAGACAACAAAAAGCUAUUGUCUCAAAUGAAGCAACUGCAGGGAGAUAAUCAUCAUCUAAAAGAGCAGGUCGAAAAUCUCCAGGCUCAGCUCGACGACGCAUUAGAUAAUUUAGUGCACCCUGAACAGAUCGUUGCACGUGUCGCAGACCUGAAACGGAAACUGCAGACAGGGGUCGGAGAAGUUAGGUGUUCCAGCGGCUCGGACGUUCUAGGGCAAAAUCUGGCUGAUCUCCAAAAACAAAUCAACGAACUGCUUGCAAAGGCUCAGGAGGAGAAGAGAGAGGCCUUGGAAAGGCAGCAGAGAUUACAAGACGAAAUCGCUAUAUUGCAAGGGAAGGCUAAGGAUGCUCCCGGAGACUAUAAAAGAGCCUGCAACAAAGCAGCUGAAGCGAGGAUACAGGCAGAAAGGAGGCAGCAUGAAGCUAAGGAGCGCCAGAUGGAGAACGAAAUUUGCCGGCUGAAUGAAAAAUUAAAAAACAUGGAGGAAAUCCAAGGCCUAGCAGACCAGCAACUCGUGGAGGCUGAGGACGACCGUGAGAAACUCCUCCUGGAGCUGCAGGAUUUGGAGGACAAGAGAAAAUUAGAAGACGCUCGGGCACAGAAAGAGUUGUCUAGUCUAGAACAAGAACUGAGGGAGCUGAAACGCGCAGUGGCGAUCUCCGACAAGAUGGCUGCCUCUGAACUUUCCAAUGCUAAAGAUCAUCUGAAGUCUCUCCAUGGAACGGUCCUUAAGCUAAAUCAGGAGCGAAUGGAGGAUAUGCAGGAAGCAGAAAAUGUCUGCUCUAAGACAGCCCAGGCUUCUCGAGACCUUGCUAAAGCUGAAGCAGAGAUUGAUCUGCUGCAGAGUCUGCUGAAGGAGACAGAAAAACAGCUCCAAGAGGAAGUGCAAAACGCUGACUCCGGGAUCGCAGCAUCAAGCUUACAGCAAGCGGAGAUUGACAAGCUGAACCAAACAAUGAGAAAGCAAAGAGUGGAGAUGGAUCGCCUGAAACAUCUGCUGGAUCAUGCUAACGCUGAUAACGUUGGGGAGAUAGAGGAUCUGCUGGAUGAGAUUGAUAACCUCAGGCAUGCCCUUGGCUACCAGAAUGAUUACCUUACCAGCUUGACCAAUCCAUUCCGUCGCAGAGGCUACUGGUAUUAUAUGCCUUCCUCAUCAAAUUCAUUGGGACUUGAUUCUGCCAGCACUAAAGACUCUGGAGUUGGUGUUCAUUACCCAAUGACCUCAUCGCCUGCAAAACGAAAAUGCAGCCAUUGCAAAUAUCCCAAAAAGGAAGAUCGGGCACACUUUGGACAUUGGGUCUACUCUCCUCUCCGACCUGGACUGCAAAGACUGCAUACUAACAGAGAUAACCGAGAUGUUGAUGACGAUGAAGAGAACAGACCCACAGUGCCACAGACGUGUCACUUUGUGCCUCCUCCAGGCUCCGUUAUUUAUACUGUUCUUCCAGAUGGUACUCCUACACCGCAAGGGACUGUUAUUUAUGGACCCCCUCCCCCAUAUAGCCCCAGGCCGGUGGCUCCUGGAACGGUUAUAUAUGGCCCUCCACCAGUUGGAACACAGAUUGUGUAUGGACCACCCCCACCUCAAUUUACAAUUCCUCUUAUCCCUACUGGGGUACUUCACUGCAAUGUGCCCGCACACCACAAUAUGGAAAAUGAAGUUACUCGUCUCGAAGACAUUAUUGAUCUUCUGAAGUCUCGUCGGCACAAAGACAAGAAAACAAAGGAAAGAUUACGAGACAAUAUAGAUAACCUUGAGCAUCAAAACAAAGUCCUGAUGAAGGAAGCAGAAGAACUGCGCACACGAUCCCAGAAACGUAAAAGAAAAGACUUUGUCGAAGGACAUCUUGACAACCUGUUUACAGAGCUGAAUCUUGAAAAAUCCUUGCAGCACCACGAUGACAUCAUGGACGAGAUUGAAUGCGUUGAGAAAACCCUCCUUAAACGCCGGGCAGAGUUGUGCGAGGCUGACCGACUUCUGGCUGAAGCUGAAACAGAAAUGAAGAAUACACGCGAAAAGACCACUGAUAUAAUUGAAAAGUACAACUGUGCCAAAAAGCGCCUUAGCCAGACGGAGAGUGAUGCAGAGGAGCUAGAGCGACGCGCACAGGAUACCGCCAUGCAGCUGGUAAAAGCUAAUCAGCAAUUGAGGAUCUUGCAAACCAACGCACAAGACCUGGAGCAACAUCGACUGGAACAAGAGAACAUCCUGAAGGAAAUCAAUCUGGUGGUAUCUGCCAAGGACGCCGAAUUCCAGGCCCUCAGCAGCAAAAUGGAUACAAUGGCCGACGGUCUCCAGAAGCUCCAAGCUGAUAUACAGGUGGCAGAAGGAAAGGAAGAUCUGCAUUUAAAUACCCUGCAAGAAGCUGAAAGUAUUCUGCAGGACAAGGUGGUCUCACUGGAACGCUUAAACUCUCAGGUAACAACACAACAGCGAGAAAUUGUGGAGCUGGACAGGCUCAUUGGCCAGAAGAAAGAGGAACUGCGUCUCAUUCAGGAUCACAUUGAACAAAAGAAAUCAGAUCUAAAGGAAGUCUUACGGGAUGGCGAGCUGGAUGUGUCUGAGCGACGGCAGGACAUAAAGGAGGUCAGGUCUCUGUUGGAGGAUUUAAGUGCCCAAAAAGGGGAGCUGAAUGCCCAGCUGAACGAGAGGAGGUCGCAGUUGGUUAUUCUCAAACAGCAAGUGGAGCGGGAAGAAGAUAUCCUUCAGAAAGUAGCCUCCCAAAUCAAUAAGCACAAAUCAGAAUUGAAGCAUGUGUUGGAAAUGGUGCAGUUUGAAAACAAUGAGCUUGAAGGGCUUAAAGUACAGCACGGCCAGAAAGUUGAUGAAAUGGAGAAGAUACAGGCUGCCGUACUGGAGGGAAAGCUGGAACUAGAAAACCUUCAGCGGGCAUGCCAUCGCCUGCGCAGGGAAGUGGAGUGGCAAAAACAACUGUACGAGAAGGAGCAACGAGAAAUGGAGCUUCUGAGAAACGAGAUGCAGGCUCUGCAGGAGAGCAUGGAGUCUGUGAGCCGGAACAAGGAACAGCUGGAGAAAAACAUCCAGGAUCUGGAGAAAAGGCUAGCGCAGGCUAACCGAGACCUCGUCACCACUGAGGAGUGCAAUAGAACUGGGGCUUCAACUCGGGAGAAAAUGGAGGCUGACAUUCAGAACCUGCGCAGAGAUCUCGAGCAGCUGAGUAAACGGAAACAAGGCCUGAAGCAGGAAUCUGACAAGACUCAACAGUCCUUGCAAGAGACAAAGGAAGAACUGAACCUUCUUAAAGAUGAACUUACUGAUGCGAAAGACCAACUCAAAGUAGUUGAACAGGACCUGCGAAAUACCACAAAGCAGCGAGACGACAUGUUACGAGAGCAGGCUACACUCAAACUGGAGAAUGAAGAGAGUUCAGGAAGAUACCAGCUCCUACACGAGAAGGAGAUCAGAAUGGAGCAGCAACUGAACUGCUUACAGAGGGCAACAGAGGAGAAAGAGGAGGCUCUCGCCAAACAGGAAAUGCUCCUUAAGCAAAUCAUGAAAGAUGCUGAGUGUCAAGAAGACCAGCUUAGAGAGUCCACUGCUAAACUGAUGGAUCACAAGCAGACCGUGGAAUGGGAACUGGCAAACAGACAAAACAUGCUGGAGGUGCUAGCCUCCAAGGUGAAUGUUUUGGAGGAACGAGCCCUGAAACUGCAGCAGGAGGAGAAGUGGUGUCUGGCUUUAGAGGAUUCUCUCAAUAAUACCAAACAUCAGCUGACCCAGCGAGAAGAGCAAUUACUGGAAAAAAACAAUGAAAUUAUGGCUCUGAAGGGAGAACUGGAGAUUUCUAACAGUGAUCGAAGCCGCUUGCAAGAUCAGAUGAAUUCAGAGAAAAAGAGAGACGAGAAAAGAAUCACGAUGCUCAAAGAGGCCCUGAAAGGUCAGAGGUCACAGUACGACGAUAUCAUCCAGGAACUUAAAGAGGCAAACAGUAGCCUGCAGAAAAAACUUGUUACAGUGGAACGAGCGGCUUAUGACAACCAUGACCGAGCAAGGCGCCUGCUGAAAGAAGUCAAGCUGAUGCAAGCAGAAUACACAGUUCUAAAGAAACAGCUCCGAAGCCAAGAGGAUCUGGACCAGCGACAGCAGGACGUCAAUGAAGCUGUCAGAGUAUUAAAAGCCCAAGUAAAAAUGGAAAUCCAAAAUAGCCUUAAAGAUUUCCGUUGCACGGAGGACCAGGAGCUGUUAGAAGAUGUGGAUGCGGUUCUGGAAGAGAAGGAAAGCAUGAAGUCUCAGUUAGAGAACCUAAAGGAGAAUUUUCCCUUUACUGCCAAUCAGGACUCACGGCAGCCAUAUAAAGAGACUCUGGGAAUCUCCAACUCACGUGUAAUGGAUGAGCAUUGGAGAGGAAAAGCUUUGAGAGGAAAACUACAGCAACACGAAGACAGACUCAAGGCUGAACUCAAUCAUCUCAUGUCUAGACAAGCAGAUGCACUGAGUAAAGGACGCCAGCAGACAGAGGGGAGCCUGCACAGUCUAAGAAGACAGGUCGAUGCUCUGGAUGAAUUGGUUGGCCAUGUGUCAGCCGAUUCUACGUUCGAUUCACACAGAUCUGCUGCCAUGGCUUCUUUGCAUGAUGCCCUGAACCCUCCAUGCCAGCAAUCUAUACUCGGAUUACAAAUUACUGAUGCCACCAAGAUAUCUACUCCAUUUCUAUUCAACACCACAUUCCCACCGGGAGUUUGACCCUGAAACGUGAAGGUGGGACCAGGCGUUUGGUACAUCUGGUGAAGACG